Molecule: messenger RNA, 570 nt
Organism: Uncinocarpus reesii 1704
Lineage: Eukaryota; Fungi; Ascomycota; Eurotiomycetes; Onygenales; Onygenaceae
Exons: 4
Coding region: 1-570 (189 amino acids)
Source: RefSeq, a predicted model, not a curated record
AUGCCUCCAGAAACGCGCACGUUAUCAUCAAAAGCAGCUCGGAUGCAGAAUGAAUGCAAAAUAUCAAUCAAGGACGUGGUAGACCGGCGUUUGGAGUCGGGAGAUAUCUCGAGCUACAAUUCGUCGGUUAAAAUAAAUCCCCAAUCCUGGGGCAGAAAAUCAAAUUUGGGAAAAGCUCAGCUUCAAAUGGAAGGGCACGAUAAAGUUUUUGAGGUGUCCAGACACCGGGUAAAAAGAUGUGCAAUGAUCGACAUAGGGAUUCAGUCUCGAAAACCGGGACGCAAUAUGCAUCUCCAUAUUACAGCAGAAGCGAAAGAAGCACCGUCUUUUCAGUUGACAAUAACGACGGGACUGAAGCGGUGGAGGAGAUGGGAGAUGGACGGUCGUCGGGCGAGGGCGGUGAUGGGUGUCGUCGGCGCCAAGAGAUCGGCAAGCCCAUGCACGGACCACUUUGCGGCUAGUGAAGUUUCUUGGAAACGACACCUUUCCCGGUUGGGCGCACUAAGGGGAACUUCCAACUUCAUCUGUCAAGAGCACAUCCCUUUCACCUGUCUUUGUCCGGUUGAUUGA